Epinephelus fuscoguttatus (brown-marbled grouper) is the source of this 6270-nucleotide messenger RNA. It is a transcript of the gene mtdha, whose product is annotated as metadherin a. Lineage: Eukaryota; Metazoa; Chordata; Actinopteri; Perciformes; Serranidae. The transcript is spliced from 12 exons. Gene Ontology annotation, cellular component: nucleus. Gene Ontology annotation, molecular function: transcription coregulator activity. The record is from RefSeq and is a predicted model, not a curated record. Gene Ontology annotation, biological process: regulation of transcription by RNA polymerase II; positive regulation of angiogenesis; negative regulation of apoptotic process. The coding region runs from base 79 to 1602 and encodes 507 amino acids.
UAGCCACUCCUCCGUUGGCAUACGGAUGCUGGCAAUGAUAGCUAACAACUAGCUUGUGUUUUCGCAUUUUGAAAAAAGAUGGCUGGGGACCUGCGAGGUUUUGCGCUGGAAAAAGCCGAGCUGCUCUCCAUCCGUUUGAAGGAGCUCCUGUCUUCGGGACAAGGAUAUGUUCGGGCUCAGUUCGGGGUGGAUUUGGGUCUGAAACCUGAUGUGUACCCGACGUGGGUCGUCCUGUCCACGGCCGCGGCGGGUCUGCUGAUGCUCCUGUGUCUGUCCUGGGCCGCCGUCUGUGGCGGUGCGUUUGUCGGGAAAAAGCGGGGCUCCCCGGUCACUCAAGGCAACGGUGAGCCUGGCAAGGCCAGUUUUGCCAAAGCUGCCAAACCAGAAGAACAGAAAAAGAGGAACAAAAAGAAAGCGACUGAAAAGAACACUCAAUCCAAUGGACAACCCGUGGCUGUUGCUCAGGAGGAAGUCAAAGUGACGGAAGUAGUUUCCAAACUUGCCCAGCAGAUUAAAACCGAGAAGGUGCAUGAGGGACAGGCCCCAUUGCAGGUGAAAAAGAACAAGAAAAAAAACAAGACAGAUGUGAAACCAGUCCAACAUGUGUCUACAAAUGACGGAAAAGAACCUGAUGAUGGUGCAUGGGAGACCAAAGUCAGUAACCGAGAGAAGAGACAGCAACGCAGGAAGGACAAGGGCCCCGAGGACUCUGGUGGCCCUGGAGGGCUGGAGACUCCCAAGAGCAACGUGGAGGCACCUGUGGCCACAGCACCUGUCAACACAAAGAAGAACAGAGGAAAUCAGGAGUCCCUGCAUUCAAGAACUACUGGAAAGGGGGAGACAGCCACUGGAGCUGUGUCCUCCAGGUGGAGAGAGGAGCCAUCCGUUAAUGGUGGAGGUUGGACCCAUGUCAACUUGCCUGUGAAGAUCCCACGUCAGAUGGGUUCCAUGGAGGGGACCAAGUGGAGUGCCAUCUCCACGGCUACACAUUACAGGCCCCCCUCUAAGCCUCAGUCUUGGGGACAAGAAACACAAGCAGCAUGGAGUGGCAUUGAUGGCCGGAUAAAGACUGACCUCAACCCCGUCACCUUCUCCAUGCUGGGACUGAACACCACAGACCCAAUAUCAAAUACAAUGGAGCUUCAGUGGGCGAGGCGGCCUGAUGUUGACGUUGAUAACGAAUGGUCUGGAUUCAAUGGGAUGGCACCAGUAGACCCUAGCUCUGACUGGAGUGCUCCUGAAGUGCCCUGGGAAAACUACGAAGAGCCCCCUGUGGUGGUGACACCAGCACCUCCAGUGAAGGAACAGCCUGUCCCCAACAAGGUAUUAGAGGACGAGAAGGACACUGACGACCCCUCCGAUGGAGCAGCCAAAUCCAAAAAGAAGAGGAAAAAGAAGAAGAAAACAAAAGAGGAGGCUGCAGCUGAGGCUCAGAUGGUGAGCACAGUGCCACUGGUCAAUACAACACCUAAACCCCAAGAGCCUCCUGUGCCGGCCACCAAAAAGCAGAAUCCCAGCAUAUCAACCUCUCAGAAGAAGUCUGAGCAGACUGCGGAGCCUCCGAAGCACUCCCAGAAGAAAAAGGCCCAAAGGGAAACAUGAAGUCGCAUCACAGGUUCACACAAAGCAUAUGCAAAUGAUUGUAAAACGUGUCACAUGCAAUAAUUACCAGGUACAGAGUUUCUUUCUGAGAUACACAAACAGUUUAUGAGUUACCGAAACAAAAAGAAAGCUAGCGGUGGAUAUCACCUGCUUGGCUAAAUAUAGAGAUGAAAUGUGGUCCUGUGGACUGCAGUCUUAACUAAUUUGCACUAUUUGCUACACUGCAACCAGAGCGGAGUUUCAGGGGAGGUGGCCUCGCAGUGGAGGUACAUGUUCAUGUGAUUAUUUUUCAUGGCAUCAAAAGUUGUUUUUUUUCCCCCCUCCAGGUGUUUGUAAUUGUUAACCCAAAAAUAUAAAAUGGGUUUUAUUUUUUAUUAUAUGAAAAUUUACAUGAGAAGCAUACAUUUUUGUUCCUCAGAAUACUGCACUUUGUUUUGUUUGCCAUGCUUCUGCCUCUAUAUCAAUAAUGAAAUGUGUGGGAGCAAGCUGCAUGUGAGAGCUGGUUUCCAAUCAGGAUACAGUAGUUAAACACUCACAUAACCACGUCUUCAUUCGUCCUGGCCAUGAUGUCAUACCCUCAUAGUGCAACUACAAUGUAAGAAAUUGGAGACAAAAAUGCACUCAAGUUUAUCUCAAGCUAAUAUGAGGCACAGUACAAAAUUCUCUCCUUGUGUUUUCUUGGUUAGGUGUGAGGGAUACAUCCUGGCAGUCACAUAGAGGUUUGUUGCCAUGACAAAACUCUGAUAAUAAACCUACACGUGACUGCCAGGACCAAGGUUUGAUUUGGCUGUUCUCAGACUGCUGAAGCCUCGUAUUAGUUUUGGCUGUACGUUAGGUGGCAUUUGUGCACAGUAAGGCCCUGAUCAGACAAAGCACGUUUUAGCAGCCAGGGGUGGCUUUUUGUGAUGGUUUUCAGUGAGGGCGAAGUGUUUUGCUCACCGCUUUUGUGUUGCUUAGCGCCUCACAAUUUUAGGCUCUGUGCACCUCGUGUUUUCGCAGGAGUGCCCUGAAUGCCUUGAGUUGAAAUAAUUUCAAUACAGAGUGGAAAAAGCUCCAAACGUCACUGGUGUUUUUGCCCCACUGCCCAGUCAGAUAAAUAGAGAGGCAGGUCCUCUGAGGUGGCAAUGACACGAUGUCAACCUAAUGUGAGCUCACUUUCAGCAUCACCUUAGGCAAGCUGCAAAACAUAUCUGAACGAACUCUCUUCUACUACUUUUACCAACCAUAAUUAGGCCCGACGAAGGUGUGACUGCACAGCCAGUACGCACAGGAGAAGUGUUCACAGCAACCGACUGUGACUCUUUAAACAAAGUUACAUGUGAGUGCUGUUAGGACAGGUUUGCCUAUCCUUUAAUUUAAAGUAAAAUCUUAAAAAAAUCUAUCCUUUGUGUUUAAACACUUAUUGCCUGUAGCCUGUGUAGUUUAUACAAGCUCCUUAAUAAAGAUUGGCAGCUGUUACCAGGUUGUUUCACAGCAGGCCAUAGAAACUUCUCCACAACCACUCCUGUAAUGUACCCCACCUCUUCACCAUCCACACGUGUGGUAGCAUGUUCCAAACAGUUGUUGUUUUGCCAAAAUAUGGUUACAUGCACUAUUAACCUGAGCUUCAGAGCUGUGCGGAGAGGCAUAGCAAGACACUCACUAUGUUUACAUGCACAUAAUAUUCUGGGUUUUGCCCUUAUCCCGAAAAAGACAAUGUUCCUACAAAGGUGUUUACAUGGCUAAUAGAAACAAAACUUUCACUAAUAGCCACUUUUUCUGGUUUUUCACCAGUAAUAGACUUGCUUGACGCUGCAAACACAGCCUUCCUCUUUGAAUCCUUUAACCACCUUCUUGAAACAUUAAGCAUUUGCACAUAUCAAAAAAACCUAUUGAUAUCCAAGCCUUUCAUAGAGUUUAAAAGUAGGUGUGUUUUUCUUUCCGACCAGAAAUGUGGGCUUUUCUCGUGGGCGUGUAUCUCUACCCCACAGCCUUACUAACUGUUGGUUUGUGUACAACGCAUCCAUUACAGUGCACAGAGUUGACCUUCAACAGACAAGGGGCUGUGUAAAAUCCCUGAUUGAGACGCACAUUCAGAAUGCGAUGUAUACAUCUUUGAAGAAUGCUCCUGAAACCUGAAUAAUACCAGCACAUCCCACGUGUCUUAGGCCCUAGUCUCUAUAUACAGACUCUACAUUCAGUGAAUGUAGAGUCUGUAGGCAAACCCCGGAGAUCUUGCCUCUGGAAGAAGAGCGGAAGAGCCCUGGUUUCCGGUUGUAGGCUGUUUGUAGUCCGCGUGAUAUUGACCAAUCACAUUUGAGCCAGCUGUAGUUGUUGCCAGGUUUAACGGUCUGUGCGGUGAACUAACGAGACGGAACAUAAUUGGCGUCACUGCAAACUCUGAAUCCAUCGCAACUGUUCAGUAUAUUUACUUAUAUGUAAACGGAAGUCGGAAACAGAAAUUCGCCUCCUCCGCCCAAAUCAAACCGGAAUGCCAAAAAAACGGGGGUCUGCACCCAGAGGCUGUAUUGCCGUCUCCCGGAAGUCAGACGCCAAAUACAGCCAAUGGGUUCCAAGAAUGCUUAGGCCCCAAUCACACGGGAUGAUUUUAAUUGAAUGCUACUAACGAAUGCCAGGCAACCACACCAUCAUCUCCUUAUCGUAACCUUGUUGUGUGAUCAAUCUACCGUGAAUUUAUUAAUGUUAUUUAUUUCACAGUAAUUAGUAGGUUGUUACUAAAUUGUUCAGGCAGAGGGUACUUGCUGUAGCUUUGGUUGAGGGUGAGGGGCUGUCAGCAAAUAGUUUGUUCGGCACAGGGAAACAGACAUCUGUGUGGGUACAUUAGGCCCUAAAAAAGAGGUCGGGUCAUGGAGAGUACCACUACUUGGUCCAGGAGCUUCGCCUCGAUGAUGGCCAUUUCCAGGCGUAUUUAGGAUGACUCGGGGGCAGUUUGACAACCAGCAACCGCUACCAUCAGUUUCUCCUCCAUUGUAUACCAACUGUAAACUUGUUGCUGUGAAUCAUCCCAUCCCGUCACAACGCAGAAACAGCAAGCAAAUGUCACUGGUGUUUUCGCCCCACUGCCCAAUCAGAUGAAUAGAGAGGGAAGGUCCUCUGAGAUGGCGAUGACACGAUGUCAACCUAAUGUGAGCUCACUUUCAGCGUCAUUCUCAUUUAAAACAAUUACAAAAAGGUGCCUCCAGCUGCUCAAUCAUUUUCCGUGUGAUCAAGGCUGUAAUUGGAAAAUGCUUUACUCUGAAAAAAGUUUUAAUUCAGGAUGUAUUCAAACAGAAUAUGCUGUUUGUGUGACCCCUGUCACAUUCAGAAUAUUGUCGUUUUGGAAAUAAAAGUCAAAAGUUUGUGUGCAUGUAAACAUACCCAGUGAUGUAGUGUAUUUAGCCAGAGUUUGUUGAAACUGUAAUGACAUCUGGAACGGUACUGAUUCAUCAGUUAUGGAUCAGAUCAGAUCCUUUCUUCAAAGAUGAUGCUAAAUUUGAAAUUUGGACAUUGUAAACUGAUUCUGGAUACACACUGAGGACUGUAGAGAACUCAUGUAGAAAGCACAGUAACUGAUAUCAACCACCAGGAGGCACUGUAAUGUGAAGUAAAGGAGUUGUGGGAUUAUCCCAGAAAGCAGUAGUACUAUUAAGUAUUGUCCAUCUACUUUUAUCAUUCUGAGUGUGUUAACUGAUUAGACUGUGCGUUUAUUUCCUAGAGACUUAAUGGUCCCUUCUGCACUCAUAUCCUUUUAUUAUUAUUUUUUUUAAUUCUUCCAGUUUUUGUACUAGAAAAAGCCAUGCCAUAUGUACAGAUUGUAAGGGCUUUUUCCAGUUCUGUGAUUGCACUGUGCAAAAGGCUGUAUUGAGUUCCUUUUCAUGUCGACGAAUUGUUUUUUACUACCUUUUUGCAGAAUGUGAAAUGUGUUGGUUUUUAUUUUUGUUUUGCUUUGUUGAACCUAACGUCAGGUUCUAUGAUGAGGAUUUUUUUUUUCUUGACAUAAAUUGAGAAUGAAGACAUACAGAGGUAUAACAUGGAUCAGCUUUAAGUCCACAUCAAAGUUGGUUUUAAACAAGACACACACACACACACACACACACACACACACAUACAUAUAAAAGGAAUUGAAUUCCACUGCCUUAACCUGUAGUUGUAGAGAAAGUGCAUUGGCAUCCUUUUUUAUAGUUUCCGACCUCUUGCAAGUUUUGAUGUCAGAACUUAAUUUCAUCUUGCAUGACUUUGAUAACAGUACUUGUGUACAUGAAAUGAAAUGAACGAUCUCUCGCUUUAACUGUUAGUACUUUGUUCAGGAGUACCACUCAGUGUAUAUACUGUAAUAGCUUUUUUAAUGAGACAAAUUGCAGCUUUUCUGUGGGCAUCCAGUUUAGCGGACAUUAACAGGACUCUGCUGAUGGUAGUCAAAGAGCCUGUGUGCAUCAAGGUGUUGAUCAGCUGGUGGUGAUGCAUAGAUUUUAGUAGAGCUGAUAGAACAAAUCAAUACCAUGUCGCUGUGUUUUCAGACGCCCUUCUUUUUUUUGUUUAAUUUCUACUGAUGAUUAAAAUGGAUCCAAUCUAUGUAUUUAUAUACUUGUCUCUAGGACAUGGUUAUGUGAAUGAUUUUGUUUAUUGAGGAGAUACAAAUGAUAUUUCUAUGUUUGUUUGGUAAAAAUAAAUGAGAAUUGCUUGAUAUCA